UAGACACAUUACUUAGUAGCGUGUACAUCAGUCCUAUUGGAAGUUCGAUCGUCCCAAAAUAUUGAUGUUAAGAUGUCAUCAGUGUUUGAACCUGACAUCUAAUUGGUCCUUCGAGCCGGAUCCAAUAUGUUUUGACGAUUCCAGCUGGAGUGAGUGAAACCAGAGGAAUGGCCACCAACUCCUGAUUGAGGAAGCUGUUUUCUUCAUUUCGGGCUGGAAUUUGAAAAGCUGACGGAAAUCCGAGGACAAGAGGAAGGAACGCAGAGAGCAGUGAGUACGUUUUAAGAGAAAGAAACGACUAAGAAAAAGCGUGUGACUGAGGGUUACGACGCAUAUACAAACCCUGUAAAUCCUAGGCUCUAACAGGUAAAAAGGCCAAAGAAUUAGAGGAGACGACGGAGUCCAAUGUCCGUGAUUAAAAUUUAAAAUAAAAACUGAAUUAAGAUAAAAACUGAAGAGGCCAAAAUACUGGAGGGUGUCGGAUCCCACAAUAAAUAUUGAAAUAUCCGUAAGCCAUUAUCCUGAGGACGACGGAGUCCGACGCAGACCUAACAAGGUCUAUUCAGAAAAAAAAAAAAAAAAACUGAAUUUUUGUCCGUAAAAAACAAUAACCUGGAGGGUGUCGGAGCGCUACAUGUAUGAAACAUUGAAAAUUUCCGAGUAUCAUAACACUGAAAAGUAUGAAUGAACUUGAGAGUGUGUGGGAGUAAUCGCCAUUCGGCUAUCACUCCAUAUUAAAGUUGUGAGAAGUAAAUAGUGGGUUAUUGUGGAAGCUUGUAGGCAAGACACCUCCACUGGGGAACCAACUCCAGUAGAAGCGACGUGUACCACGAUAAUAAAUUAAACCACUAUCUUACAACAAAGAAAAAAGUAAUCCUUAUAAAUUCGGCUCUGUAGGGGACGACAGAUUACUCCAAAUUUAUAAAAUGGGAAAAGAGACAAGUAAACCAAAGGUUAGUCCAAAAGACAAGUUAACAUGUAAAGACUGGAAAGCAGUAGAAAUAAAAAACCCAGAUUUACUGAAAUUUCUCGAUGACUGGAUAUCAAAACAUAAAUUUACCGGAUGCCUCAAAGUAGGUGAUAUAUUAAAGUUAACGGAAUCAAUAAUAGAAAAAUGCGGAAGUAACAGAAAAAAGCUAGCCAGAAUGGGGUGGGACCACACGGGGUGCUGGAUGAGAAUGGCUCAAAAUAGAGAAGACGGAGAAAGACAGAAAAAAAAGGAAGAGCAGGAAGAAAGGAAAAUAAAAAGUAGAGAAGAGGGAAAAGAAAGGGCUAAGAGAGACGAAAAGCUAAUGUUUCACAGAACAGAAGAUUAUGAAACAGGGACAGUUAGGAGAAGAACUAGGCAGUUUGUAAGGGAAGACAGUGAGGAUGAGUCAAGUGAGGAAGAAGUACAAACAAAAGCCGACACACACAGCGCGCCAACAACAACAAAACACCAAUCAGCGAUAUACCCAGAUCUAAACAAAUUACAGAAUCCACCGCCAUAUAAUGAAAGUGUAACGACACAACUAACAGUAAGAUCAAAAAGGGACCCAAAAAACUCAGACCUGAAAUGGUCCAAAAAGCAAGGGGUAGUGUUUUCACCCAAACCUAAAAAAACAACUCAAGAUUAUAAUCUUGACGAUGAGGAAUUAUAUCCAUUAAUUGAAGUGGCUAAUCCACGUGCAGGAGAACAUGGACAAGUCCCAACACUGUUAGUACACAGGACAUGGACGUUGGUAGAUGUUAAAAAGGCAUUAAAAGAGGUAACACCAUAUACCGAGGACGUAACACAGUUCCUCGAGGGAAUGGAAAACCUCCGUAGAUCCUAUCACCUUAACGGGAUGGAGACACAGACUGCAUGGAUGACUGCAUUGGGGCCGAAAUGGCACCAAGUAAGAGGUAAUUGGGACCCCAUGGGAAUAAACAUACGGGGCGGAAGAGGAAUACCAUUAGAACAUGACCACGACGACCUAAGAAAUAGGGUACGAGACUUAAUGGCACGUGUUGAACAAAGGUUCCAAAAAAGAGCAAAUUACACUGAAUUGGGAAGAACAAAACAAAAAGAUGAAGAAACAUUUGAAGAUUAUAAAAUAAGACUGGAAAAAACAUUUAAACAACACAGCGGACUAAAUGAAAAUGCUGAUCCACAGGGACCCUACCAACAACAAUUAAAAAACAUUCUGCAUGCAAACUCCAGACAAGCCAUACAUGAGUGGGUGAACAAACAUUACAUUGGUUUCCCCACAGGAACAUUAGAUGAAUACAUAAAUCAUGCAUUACAUGCAGAAAAAGUUACAAACAAAAAAAGAGCAAAAGUAAGCACUGACACAUUCUACCACGAGGAGGAAAAUAGCGAAAUGUAUUAUACCCAAAAUAAAGGGCGGGGUAGAGGACAGUUUAGAGAACAGUUUAGAGGACAGUUUAGAGGACAAGGACGAUCAGGUCGAGGGGGAUGAAACCUAGGUGGGGGACAACAAAGACAACAACAGCAGUUGCACCCUACUGCAUGUUGGCGCUGUGGCAGAGAAGGACAUUUUGCACGUGAUUGUCGUGAGAAAAAUAACAAACAAUCAAGGUUACUCAGCCUGACUAGAUCAGGAGACAUCCAAAUCUCCAAAGACCACACAAAAAGACAAAGAAAUUAAUCAGAGUGAUCAUAAGAACAUACUAAAUUAUGAGGACUUAAGUAAACUAACAGCGAGUAAACCAGAAAUAAUAAUUGAAAUAAAUGGCAAAGAAAUCAAAUUCUUGUGCGAUACGGGAGCAUGUAGAACUACAUGUAGAGAACGUUUUCCAGGUAUAAAACUAAGUGGGAAUAAAAUUUCUGCAAGAGCAGCAAGUGGUGAAAUUGUGACAGUAGCGGAAACAGAAGUAGUAUGGUUGCAAGACCCGUUAGGGAAUUCGUGUAACAUGCCAAUCAUAAGUUUCCCAGACUGUCCAGUAAACCUAUUAGGAUGAGACGUAAUGACUGUGCUAGGUUUAGCGAUAGUAUCGAAUUAUAAAGGAGGAAUGACUGUUAAAAGACGACAUCAACUAGAGAGAGGAGACAUAUGCGUACUAGAAGGAGUAGGAGGACCCAAAUAUUUGUACUCCCUAGAUCUGAAAAAUACACCUCCAUUAAACACAGCAACGGCAUUGCUAAAUGAGGGAAAGAAACAGGUAGCAAUAAAAGACAACAAGAAUGUUGAUGAAUUGCAUGUGACCAUGUGGUAC
Messenger RNA from Entelurus aequoreus (snake pipefish), 3198 nucleotides. RefSeq lists its product as uncharacterized. NCBI's taxonomy places the organism in Eukaryota, Metazoa, Chordata, Actinopteri, Syngnathiformes, Syngnathidae. The coding region runs from base 927 to 2441 and encodes 504 amino acids. The record is from RefSeq and is a predicted model, not a curated record. The transcript has 2 exons.